Scatophagus argus is the source of this 2270-nucleotide messenger RNA. RefSeq names its product twist3 (gene twist3). The record is from RefSeq and is a predicted model, not a curated record. Gene Ontology annotation, molecular function: DNA-binding transcription factor activity, RNA polymerase II-specific; RNA polymerase II transcription regulatory region sequence-specific DNA binding; protein dimerization activity. The transcript has 2 exons. Lineage: Eukaryota; Metazoa; Chordata; Actinopteri; Scatophagidae. Gene Ontology annotation, biological process: developmental process; regulation of transcription by RNA polymerase II. The coding region runs from base 288 to 860 and encodes 190 amino acids.
GCGUUUGGGUAUAAAAGAGGCAGAGGUGGACCUGCCUGUCAGAUGGUUUGUUGUUGUUCUGUCUGCCAGGUUGAGAGGGGAAUGUGAAAGUGAGAGAUUCAACAAGGUAACCAGGAAAUAGGACAGCCAGAGCGACGCCCAACCCAAUGGAGCUUCAGAAGCCGUAAGUUUCUUUGACAAUAGAGAAGAUUUUGGUCAAACAAGCUCGUCAAGUUUAGAUUUGCUGUGGCCUGAUAAGAGCAUCACAGCAUCCGUUGGAGGUUAAUCGGUUGCUGGUGGACAGUACAAUGAGAGAAGAGGUGUCCUGCACCAACUCCCCUGAAGGAGGUCUCGGGGCCAGCGAAGAGGAACUGGAAAGAGGAUCGAAGAAGACCCACCAGUCAGGAAAUCGAAAACGUUCCCCUUACCCCAAGAAGGACAGCCUUGGUCAGGCAGAGGAGAGUAGCACCGGCAGCCCAAACAGCCUACUGCCGUCAGGGCCAAAGAGGCCGAAGAAAAGCCCUUCCACAGUUGUGUCACUGGCCCCAACGUCGCUGGCCCCCAGGCUGGAUCAGCCCUUUGAGGACCUCCACUCUCAACGCAUCAUUGCCAACGUGAGGGAGCGCCAGCGCACUCAGUCUCUGAACGACGCCUUUGCUUCUCUACGCAAGAUCAUCCCCACGCUACCUUCAGACAAACUGAGCAAGAUCCAGAUCCUGAAGCUGGCCUCGCGCUACAUCGACUUCCUCUACCAAGUGCUGCAGAGCGACGAGAUGGACGCCAAGCUGGCCAGCUGCAACUACCUGGCCCACGAAAGACUGAGCUACGCCUUCUCCGUCUGGAGGAUGGAGGGGGCCUGGGCCAUGUCCACCAGCCACUAGGAUCCCUUCAGACUUCUCUCCUAAACCCCCUCGUGUCCACAUCUUCAUCCCACCGCCUUUGUCUGUGUCAGCACCCAUUUCCUGAACCUCUGAAUUCUUCCUUUCCAGGCUGAUCUUGAUCUUCUCACACCAAACCUUCUAGUUCUCGAUCUUUGUGCACCAUAAUGGUUCACUCCGUCUCCUCCUUGCAACUAAAACCUCUCUCAGCUCACCUUUUUCCACUUCAUUUUUUUCUGCUUCCACUACUGUCCCUUUUCUGUCCUACACUUUAGUCCAGCGCAACAAGACGCUCCGCUGCAGCCCCUCAGAAAACCGACAAAUGGAAAAUUCUCUCCGCUCAAAGACGAAAUGUGUUGCUGCCUCACCAGACGACCCCCCCGCCGCCCGUUUUUUUUAAUCCUCUAAAAAAAAAAAAAAAAAAAAAAAAACCAAAACUUUUUUAUCUCUUUCUGGAUACGUGCUUGACUCAGGACACUGAGAUGUAUUCAUGCAGCUUGACUUUUCACUUUGUGUUUCUGAAACACUGGUGAGGAGACACGACAGUCAAGCGACGAACACUUUGAGUGAUGGAAACAAAACAAAACAAAACAGCUGGCCUGCGUUGACAAUGAAACAAAAUGGCUGCUGGUUUGAGUGCCUUGGGUAACACCGUGGUAACCAUCAUCCACUCCGACUCUUCGCGUUGGGUGACUCACUGCCAGACAGACAUUAGGAUGACUAACGAUAAUGGCACAGUGAUGGUUAGAGGGCGGUCACAGCCAAUGAAUGUUUACAGCUAAAAUGCUAAUAAGCUAAUGGCGCUGGCUCUCAAAGCCCCGUCUUGUGGGAAAAAGAAAAGCACGAGGAAUCUGACACAGAUCUUCUACUUUGUUGUGCUGUAGUAACUUGAUAGCUUUUUGUGUAUUUGGGGAGGGGGGGGUUCAAAGUGUAUCUGUUUGUGAAUUUGGUGUACUCACACUGUAUUAUUUUAACUCUGCUCGUGCAUUACACUCGCCUUUAAUGAAAAAUGUCCAUGGGAAAAUGUCUUAAACCACUCAUUACAAAUCAGCAACUAAUCCGCUUUUGUUUACGUUCACUUCAGUGUUUCUAUUAUUGGUGAGGGUUGCAGAAAAAUUUUAUUUUAAAAUGCAAGAAAAUCUGAUUGUUUGUGUUUCUCCUGCAGCUUUAAGAGAUAUCUUUGCAAACCUGCUCGGAGUGCUUUCGCUGAAUAAUGCAGAAGUAAAAGUGUGAAGUUUCUUACAAAAUGUCGAAAAUCAUGAAGUGAAUCCAUCCAUACCGCAGAAGAUUCAUUUGAAACCAUAAAUAGCCUAAUUAAUGCUUGAUCGUGUUUCUUUUGUGCUGUUUUGCAUUUGCUUUUGAUAACCGUUACUGUGUCAGCUCCUGUGGACAAUAAAACUUUUCUCGAUGCUG